Closterium sp. NIES-65 is the source of this 5904-nucleotide messenger RNA. Lineage: Eukaryota; Viridiplantae; Streptophyta; Zygnematophyceae; Desmidiales; Closteriaceae. The record is from the annotation of a GenBank genome assembly.
AUGCCCCCCUCUCUCUCCCUUUCCUUCCCCCCCCCCUCCUCCCCACCAUGCAUGCUGAAUUUGUUGAUGGAUACCCCUCUAGAUAGGUCGCAGAAGGACUACGCGGAGACGGCGUGCAGCAGCGGGCGGGCGCUGUGUGCGCUGAUCAACGACAUUCUCGACCUCUCCAAGAUCGAGGCUGAGAAGCUCCGCCUCGAGCGCAUCCCCCUCAACCUGCGCGCCGAGCUCGACGACGUGCUCGCGCUCUUUGUGGAGAGCGCCCAGGAGAAGCGAUGCGUGGAGCUUGCGGCGUUUGUGGCCGAUGACGCGCCGGAAAUGCUCGUGGGAGAUCCGCUCCGUGUGAAGCAGAUCCUCAUCAAUCUCAUCAGCAACGCAUUCAAGUUCACCACUGAGGGCCACGUCUUCAUUGCCGUGCGCCUCGCAACCACCACCGAUAGUGGCACCACCAGCUGCAGCCGCCCCCCCCCGCCUCUGCUCUCUCCUUGUUCCUUCACUUCCUCACCAUCACCAUCACCAUCACCAUCACCAUCACCAUCACCAUCACCAUCACCAUCACCAUCACCAUCACCAUCACCAUCACCAUCACCAUCACCACCACCAUCAGCAUCACCCUCGCCAUCACCCUUACUGCUCAGAGAGGGGAGGGAUGCUGAUGAGAUUUCUGAGGAUCACCCUUCAAGCAGCUAUAUAGAAGGGAAGGAUCCAUGUCCAGUUGAGGCUGCCGGUGCUGGUGUAAAAGGGAGGAACGGUGCUGCUUGGGAUGACAGGGACGAUGGUGCUGGUGGCAAUGUUGGCAUGGGUGGCGGUGUUGGCACCAGUGGCGGCAGUCGAACCAUUGUGAAGGCAUCUAUUGAGCCUGCGUGUGCAACGCUGAGUGGGUGGCCAGCCAUGAAGUCGUGGUGUUCGUGGGAGGGCAUGCGGGAGCACAUGGACCUUGCUGCCGUGGGCAUAAGCAAGGCGAGCUAUACCGGCCAUGGCGAUGGGCAUGGGGGGCAUGGCGAUGGGCAUGGUGAUGGCGGUCUUGGCCAGGAAUAUGGCGAGGGAUAUGCUGAUGGGCAUGGUGAUGGGGAUGGGGAUGAGAAUGGCAAUGACCUUGCCCAUGGCAUCGUGGGACCCGACCAGCCUGUGCACCUGAUGGUGGCUGUGGAAGACACAGGUACCGGCAUCCCCCGGCACGCGCGGAGGUACAUCUUCUGGCCGUACACACAGGCAGAGCGCAGCACGGCACGGCUGCAUGGAGGCACGGGCAUCAGCCUCUCCAUCUGCAAGGGUAUGAUGCCCCUCCCACCACCAACCCCCCUCCCUUGCCCCUUCCACUUGCCAUGUGAGCAACGCCUGGUGUCGAUGAUGGGAGGAUCCAUCUCGUUUGUCUCGAAGCCAGGCGUCGGCACCACCUUCCUCUUCGAUAUCCUCCUCCACACACCGCCUCUCCCUCACCCGCCUCCCUCCCCUUCUCACCCUCCCCAACCCCACACUCCUCCUCAACACCAGAAUCCAGUAUCCCUGAAAUCCCCUGCCAUCUGUUCUAGCACUCCCUUCAUCCCCGCUCCUCCUUCCCCUCAAAGCUCAUGCCACUUCCCCCCUGAACCCACAAACCACCAGCCACUGCAGCAGCAGCGGCAGAGGAGAAGGGAGGAUGUGGGUUUCAGAGUGGGAACGCUGGGAGCGGUGGGAGUGAAGGGAGAUUUGCCACAAGGCGAGCAGCAGGGCGAGCAGCAGGGCGAGCAGCAGGGCGAGCAGCAGGGCGAGCAGCAGGGGGAGAAGCAGGGGGAGCAGCAGGGGGAGCAGCAGGGGGAGCAGCAGGGGGAGCAGCAGGGGGAGCAGCAGGGGGAGCAGCAGGGUGAGCAGCAGGGGGAGCAGCAGGGGGAGCAGCAGGAGGAGCAACAGUGGGAGCAGCAGGAGGAGAGGAAGCAACACAAGCUUGAACUAACCUCCGAGCCGUCUCUUGCUUCAACAUACCUCUCUCACCUCCUCUCUCCCAGUCGCACCACCAACCACCCCUCUCCUUCUCCACACACCAACCAGCAAGAUCGUCUUGAGGAGUUAUCUUCUUUUCACGAGCCUUUUGCUCCUUCUCUCGACCCAUUUGGCUCUACUCUUGACCCGUCUGCUCCUUCUCUCGACCCAUUUGGCUCUACUCUUGACCCGUCUGCUCCUUCUCUCGACCCAUUUGGCUCUACUCUUGACCCGUCUGCUCCUUCUCUCGACCCAUUUGGCUCUACUCUUGACCCGUCUGCUCCUUCUCUCGACCCAUUUGGCUCUACUCUUGACCCGUCUGCUCCUUCUCUCGACCCAUUUGGCUCUACUCUUGACCCGUCUGCUCCUUCUCUCGACCCAUUUGGCUCUACUCUUGACCCGUCUGCUCCUUCUCUCGACCCAUUUGGCUCUACUCUUGACCCGUCUGCUCCUUCUCUCGACCCAUUUGGCUCUACUCUUGACCCGUCUGCUCCUUCUCUCGACCCAUUUGGCUCUACUCUUGACCCGUCUGCUCCUUCUCUCGACCCAUUUGGCUCUACUCUUGACCCGUCUGCUCCUUCUCUCGACCCAUUUGGCUCUACUCUUGACCCGUCUGCUCCUUCUCUCGACCCAUUUGGCUCUACUCUUGACCCGUCUGCUCCUUCUCUCGACCCAUUUGGCUCUACUCUUGACCCGUCUGCUCCUUCUCUCGACCCAUUUGGCUCUACUCUUGACCCGUCUGCUCCUUCUCUCGACCCAUUUGGCUCUACUCUUGACCCGUCUGCUCCUUCUCUCGACCCAUUUGGCUCUACUCUUGACCCGUCUGCUCCUUCUCUCGACCCAUUUGGCUCUACUCUUGACCCGUCUGCUCCUUCUCUCGACCCAUUUGGCUCUACUCUUGACCCGUCUGCUCCUUCUCUUGAGCCGUUUGGCUCGCCCGCUGUCCUUGUGGCUCCUCGUCCAUCCGUCGCUCCCCUUUCCCGCCAGUACUCCUUCCCUCCCAUCUCACUCGCUGCUUCUCCUCCCUGCCCUCCUAUCUCCAUCGCCCGUCCGCCGCUCACCAUCGAUGUUCACUGCUCUAGUGAGAGAAUUGCGAGCGGAGGGGAGGAGGAGCAGCAGUGGCUUCAGCUGCAGCAACGGCUGUGGCAGUGGCAGCAGGAGGAAGAGAAGGAGACGGAGGAGGGGGAAGAGGGGAAGGAGGAGGAGAAAGAAGAGGUGGAGGAGGAGGAGCAAGGAGAGGAGGAAGGAGGGGAGGAGGAUGGAGCAGCGCAGGUGCAGCAACGCGUUUCCAGGGUUUCUCAAAGAUUGCAGCAGCGGGUGCACUACAGGAGCUUGAGCAAGGCAGAGAGGCGGGGAUGGGUGGGGGCGGUGGUGGUGGAGGGGGAGAUGAUGCAGCGGCUGAGCGUCUCAGCAGAUCAAAUCCAUGCUCUCAUGUCAGGCCAGGCAGGAGACAACGUGAGUACGGUUGGGGGGAAAGGGAAGAAAGGGAGGAAGGAGGGAGUGAGUAGGUGUGCAGCAGAGAAGGGCUGUGGCAGCAAGAGCAGCAAUAGCAGAUGUGCUUCUCUAAAACCUACCAGUGAAGCAGCUGUGGGUUCACAGGAGGAGCAGCCUACCAGCCUUACUGCUGGUAGCAACUGCAGCAGCUGCGGUUUGCCUUGUUCCUGUUCCUGCAGCGGGAGCAACUGCAGGUGGCCUGUUCCUUUCCUCGUGCUUCUCCACGGCUCUCUUCCUCUCCCUCCCCACUCUCUUGCUACAGGCCUUGCCGCCCCCGACAGUCUCAGCCCUUACAAGAGAGAAGCAUAUAACGGGGGCAGCUUCUCCUGUGAGCCUUGUCCUGAGGGCCAAAGAGGGGGUGAGCUGGACCAGAGAAAGGGGAGGAAGGGAGUAACCGGAGCAAGGGGCAGGGAGGGGGCCAAUGAGGGCGGCAGCAGGGAGGGAAGCUUGGAGCAGAGUAAGAGUAGGGAGAGGGAGGGCAGCCGCAAAAGGCAAGGAGAAAGGGUGGAUGAAAGGGAUGAGGGGGGUGACUGUGCGUGCAACGAUGGGAUGAGCGGUUUCCAAGGCAGAAUCAGGAACAGGCCUCCUGCUCUGUCCCUCUCUCCCUCUACGUCAAUACCUGCCACUGCCGCUCGUCUCUCUCCCUCCCCUGCUCUCUCCCUCGUACCCGCCCCGUCCAUCCCCUCGCUAUUGUCACUUGGCUUUGACGCUGUCGUGAGGAAGCCGCUGCGGAAGCCAGCGCUGCUGGCGGCGCUUCUGCCGCUGUUUGGUGCGGACGUGGGGGAGGAGCAAGGUGGGUGUGGGCAGGCAGGAGGAGGAGCAGAGGCAGGAGGAGGAGAAGGAGGCAAGAAUGGGGACGUGGCGAAGGGGCAGCGGGGUGGUGGUGUGGUGCUGAGCCCAUCGGCCCUCCACAAGGCUGGCAGCAGCGCUGCAGCAGCCCUCUGGCGAGCUGCCCACGUUUACACCUUCCGUUCGCCACGAACACUCAAGUCCCCACGAGCUCUCAAGUUUCCCCAGUCACUCAAUUCCCCACCAUCACUCGAAUCCUUUCUGUUGUGCCCCUCCCACUCAUCCACCACUCUUACCUCUCUAGCCACUCCCACCACUCCAACCACGUUCAACACUUACAUCAUUCCCAACACUCCCGAUACUCUCGCCAUUCCCGGAACCCCAAGCACUCCCCCGCGUAAAUCUGCCAAGUCCGAACAUGCAAGCCCCGUUGCAAGUGGUGGUCCCUCUGCCUCCCUAGCUAUGCAUCUCGCACCCCACCUCCUCACCAGCGGCACCAGCGGUAUGUUUAGAGUGGAUGGAGUUGGUGGUACGGAUGGUGUGGGUGGUACGGAUGGUGCGGGUGGUACGGAUGGUGUGGGUGGUACGGAUGGUGUGGAUGGAGUGGAUGGAGUGGAUGCCCUGGUAAGGAGUGGCAGUGCUGUGGAUAACGUUUCUGAUUCGCCUCAAGGGUGGCAGCACUAUGUGCUUGAGAGGGUGCAGCAGUAUGUGCCUCAAGGGUUGCAGCAGUAUGUGCCUCAGAAGAUGCGGGCUCUGGUGAGGAGUGGAAGCGCGAUGGAAGCAGCUGGGGCAGCAGAGUGUCGGGCAGAGAUGCAUGGGUCGAAGGGCGAAGGGAGGGCAGCAAAGCAUGGGUCAGCGGGUGAACGGAGAGCAGCUGGGAGGUUGCAUGGGAGAGGGAGUGAGCGACGGAAAAGCAGCGAUGGUCGUUACGUUGCUGCUGAUGCUGCUGGUGGUGCCGGUGGUGCUGAUGCUGCUGCUGCUGCUGAUGCUGCUGGUGCUGCUGGUGCUGCUGGUGCUGCUGGUGCUGCUGGUGGUGGAGUUCGAGCUUUCAGAAGUGUGCUUGAUAGAUCAGGGUUGCCUCCCCCGUAUGCUCGUCCUGCAGAUCUCACCCCUGCGUCAUCUUCUUCCUCCUCAGUCACACUCACUCCUGCUGCCACCCAAGCAGCAACACCAUCACUAUCGCCACUAGCCGCCCCGCCAUCAGCAGCAGCAUCCUCCUCAGCAGCAGCGUCAGCAGCGACACAAAAGCCGGCAACGGUGGGGGAGAGGCUGGGGGUGCUGGUGGGUCGGCGGGUGAUGGUGGUGGAUGACAACCUCAUCAACCGCAAGGUGGCCAGCAAGCUGCUGGAGAGGCACGGCGCGCGAGUCACCGCCGUGGAUGGCGGCGCCAAGGCGCUUCAAGCCCUCACCCCGCCCCACCCCUACGACCUCGUCCUCAUGGACCUCCAAAUGCCGGGCAUGGAUGGGCUGGAGGCGACUCAGAGGAUCCGGGCGCGGGAGAGGGCUCAGGGCGGGGGGCAUGUGGCCAUCGUUGCGCUCACAGCGGAUGUGAUUGCUGGCACGCGCCAGCAGUGCUUUGCCGUCGGCAUGGAUGACUACCUCUCCAAACCCCUCGAGGAUGCCCCUCUCUCCCAAGCUGUCUGGCGCUGCCUCGCCAACACAUGA